Molecule: messenger RNA, 1454 nt
Organism: Arabidopsis arenosa
Lineage: Eukaryota; Viridiplantae; Streptophyta; Magnoliopsida; Brassicales; Brassicaceae
Source: the annotation of a GenBank genome assembly
GGUUUAGUUAUUUAUGCUGAAUUUGGUGUCAUUCAGAUUCUCCGAGGAUUAUCUGUUUGGUUCGUUGGUGUUUUCAUUUGAUCUGCAUUUUAAAGUUUAAAGUGCGGCGCUGAAAUAGUAAGACAGUAGUUUUUCAAAAGGCUGCUAAUAAGAUUGCUCCGUUUCGCUUACACAGUGCUUAACAAGAUGGCUGGUGUAAAGCGAAAAUUAAGUACCGAGUCAGAUGUUCAUGCUCUUCACAAAGAACUGGAUGAGGUUUCAUGUCCUGUUUGCAUGGAUCACCCUCAUAAUGCUGUUCUACUGCUGUGCAGCUCUCAUGACAAAGGUUGCAGGUCCUACAUCUGUGAUACCAGUUACCGACAUUCCAAUUGCCUCGACCGGUUUAAGAAAUUGCAUUCUGAAUCCCCUAAUGACCCUACUCCCGAGGGGAACUUGGCUUCAAGGGAAAAUAAUAAUGAAUCUCUAAACGAGCAUGGUACAGGCAGUCGAAGCAGUUUUCACCGUGAGUCUGUAAACCGAGGCUCUGCUUGGGAUUCCGAAUCGCUGAGGAGGAGGAGGAGAGUGGAGGAAGAAGAGCAGUCAGAAGAUAUCACAAAUUUGAAAUGUCCUCUUUGCCGGGGUACUGUUUUAGGAUGGAAGGUUGUAGAAGAAGUAAGAACGUAUCUUGAUCUUAAGAACCGAAGUUGCUCCCGAGAAUCCUGUUCAUUUACUGGAAACUACCAGGAUCUCCGCCGCCAUGCCAGAAGGACACACCCAACAACUCGUCCUUCAGACACUGAUCCAUCAAGAGAGAGAGCUUGGAGGCGGCUUGAGAACCAGAGGGAGUAUGGAGAUAUAGUCAGUGCAAUCCGUUCUGCCAUGCCCGGUGCUGUUGUAGUAGGGGACUAUGUUAUAGAAAACGGAGAUAGGUUCUCAGGUGAGAGGGAAAUGGGAAGUGGUGGGAGCGACCUUUUCACCACUUUAGUAUUGUUUCAGAUGAUUGGUUCUCUUGACAAUGGAGGUUCUAGCGCUAGUGGCAGUGGUGGUGGUUCAAGAUCCCACAGGUCAAGGGCAUGGAGGAAUCAUCGACGUACGUCUUCAGAUAGACGAUACCUUUGGGGGGAGAAUCUAUUAGGUCUACAAGAAGAACACAAUAACAACGAUGAUGAAGAGUUGCAUAUGCAGAACGAUACAGGCGGUGCUUCUACUCCUGUUCCUAGAAGAAGACGGAGAUUCGGACGUCCUAGAUCAAGCGGAAAUCAUCCGCGAUAAACCGAAUCAUCCGGUGCUAUCGAUAUCUCUCGGGUCAGAACCAGGCCGAUGCAAAGGGAAAGGUUUUGCUGAAAACCCGAGAGCCUUAGGAUUGUUUGGUGUUUAUGUAAAUGUCAUUUUGAGCCUCGUUAAGUCGCUCAUUGUAUACUACUAAGUAUGGCUUUUGAUGCAAUGUCUUCUGUUAAUUAACUCGUGGAUUAUUU